Ruditapes philippinarum (Manila clam) is the source of this 1320-nucleotide messenger RNA. RefSeq lists its product as uncharacterized. The transcript is spliced from 6 exons. NCBI's taxonomy places the organism in Eukaryota, Metazoa, Mollusca, Bivalvia, Venerida, Veneridae. The record is from RefSeq and is a predicted model, not a curated record. Bases 118 to 1170 code for a protein of 350 amino acids.
AGCGUCACUUGUUGCUUGCCAACGCUAAGACGCCAGAAUGUAAUGAAAAACGAAAAUAAGUCGUAUCGAUUUAUUCAGGGUCUUUUAGAGAUAUUUGGAGACAACCACAGAUAACAAAUGUCUCUAGAAAUCUCAGUAGGGACUCAGGCUGGGAUUUUUGAGUCGCGUGUAAUUGCCAGCUACAUUAUAGAACUGUUGAAGAAAUGUCAUGAAAUUCGCGAUCUUUAUGGUGCCCUCGCAGAAGAAUUGAAACAAGGACGCGAAAGUUUAAAUGAACAUGAGCAGACGAUAGACAAUAUGCAGAUUACAGUGCAAGCAUUUAGUGAAACAAUGGACAAGAUAGGAGUUCGAAUGCUACAAGAAAACAUUGCGGUAUCACAAAGGCACACACAAAUUGAUGCUCUCAAACGGGAUAUUGCGGUGUUGUCCGAGUACAUAGAAAAUGGCAGUCAACAUCAGCAGGCGACAACAAAUCGAAAAGAGGAACAUCUGAAUGACGUCAAAACACGUCGAGGAAAGAUGGGGAUGCAGCUAGCAAAGAUGAAAACAAAUAUAGACAAUACCUACGAGGACCUGUUUGAAACACAAGAAAAACUAAUUUCUUUGAAGGAUUUACGGGAAAUGAGACGUGAAGCUGAGACCGUUGAGAUAGCUGCAUUGAAGGACAAGUCGGCCUCGGCCACCGACAGAAAACGGUCUAUCUUUAUGAUCACUGAUAAGGAUUCAUUCAACUUGAGUGAAAUGUACGUCAAUCCAACAGCGUUUGCAAAGCUGGAAGAAGACAUUGAAAUAUUGAAGCGCCAGCAAGUUCAAAUGGACAAACAUAUACAGAUGCAGCUAUACGAACGUGCAUUCCUGCGGGACACUGCCAACUCAAUUAUUCAAAGAGUAUUUGAACUGGAGAAAAGGGUCAGGAAAGAAACGGGCGAUCAUGGCUGGGAGUCAGCUUUAUCCGUAGAGCCGAAAUGGUACCAGGAAUAUUCAACGCCGAGCGUUUGGCAUUCUUCACUGCCAAUAACAACUGAUCAACUGAAACGGAUGCAAGAACUCUACACCCGGAAAGUUUCUCCCGCACGAGCAAUUUGCGAUGAAAAUGAAAGCGAGGCGACAUCCGGUGAAACUUCAGAUGGAAUUGUUGUGAUAAAUAUGCAAGAAUCAAGCAUUUCAUAAAACAAUUUUAUAAUUCUUUUACUUUUAUAAUUUCUGACCAUUUCAACCUGUUAAUUACUGAGAACUUCACCUCCAUUGCUGCAUGUUUAUAUUGCGUAUCAAGCUUCCGUACAUGUAUUUAGCUUUUAAUUAAACAAUUUUGUUAUACUA